Dinoponera quadriceps is the source of this 925-nucleotide messenger RNA. RefSeq lists its product as uncharacterized. The record is from RefSeq and is a predicted model, not a curated record. NCBI's taxonomy places the organism in Eukaryota, Metazoa, Arthropoda, Insecta, Hymenoptera, Formicidae. The transcript has 5 exons. Bases 14 to 418 code for a protein of 134 amino acids.
UAACAGAAGCCGAAUGGCCGAUAACGUGUUCAGCGAUUCGUCGACGAGACUUUUAUCGAGUGUACAACGUAAAACAGUAGAUGAACUGGAGAAAGAAUGUUUAACGCUAAGAAGACGCGUUAAAGAAUUGACUGAACGCUCAAGGAAGGAAAAUGUUGAACAGAUCAUGUUAGAAAUAGCGGAACUGAAGCACCAAAAUGCCGCUCUGGAAGCGGUCUUUCAGGGCAAUGUGACCAGCCAGCUGGAAAAAUUAGAAAUGACCAAAGAUAUUCUGGAAAUGAUGAAUCUCAAACUGGAGAGUGAAAAUUUAGAGCUGCGGCUCGCAUUAGAAAGAUCGUUCUUUCUAAUUCGGACACUCCGCGGUUGCGAGAGAAAAUAUAUGAAGUUAUUGAAAGCAGAAAAGUCGUCAGACUCCUAGAUCGUCAGAUAAAGACUUGCCGGAGCCACGCGCUAAAAAAUCUACCUUCGAAAUGGAGAAAACAAUAUUUACAUUGAAGCGAAUUUUCGAGAAGCUUCAGGCGGAGAAUAAAAGACUGAAAUUUAGUUCCAAGAGAAAUCAUAUUCUAGUCAAUCAAGGAAAGAUAAGUAGAUUUGACAUCGAAGGGGAUACUUUACUCCAAAAACAAUACGAGGAAUCUCAAAAACGUUUGAUAAGCUUCGAAUUUGCGACUGGCUGAACAGAAAAUAGUUAUGUUAGAAAAAGCUCAGAAAGAAGAUGAUUACGGAGGCUUGAGAAUUUUGAGGCAACAGCUAGUCCACAAGUCUGAGCUUCUGAAAAAAGUGAAACAGCUGCUGACUCGUGCAGCCAUCAACGAAAAAACGUUGCGGCAACGUGUGCAACAGCUGGAAUCAAAGCAAAGUCUAUCGACAAUCUCGAAGUGUUAUAUGACUCCACCUACACCGAAAUAAUGGGUGUUCUGGAAAU